Messenger RNA from Cynoglossus semilaevis (tongue sole), 2380 nucleotides. It is a transcript of the gene psd2, whose product is annotated as pleckstrin and Sec7 domain containing 2. The record is from RefSeq and is a predicted model, not a curated record. The transcript has 14 exons. Gene Ontology annotation, molecular function: guanyl-nucleotide exchange factor activity; protein binding; phospholipid binding. Bases 14 to 2380 code for a protein of 788 amino acids. Gene Ontology annotation, biological process: regulation of ARF protein signal transduction. NCBI's taxonomy places the organism in Eukaryota, Metazoa, Chordata, Actinopteri, Pleuronectiformes, Cynoglossidae.
ACCUGAAGAAUGUAUGACUUUAGAGGAGGAGGAGGAGGAGGAGGAGGCGCGGCCCUCUACGGCAGCUGAGAGACUGGCCAAUGGCAUCAGUGGGACUGAAGACGAGGACGGGGCAGGUGAGGCCGACGAGGAAGGAGACGCAGAUGAGACGCCGACACACGUGGACACUUUCAGCUCCAAGUUUGAAAUCAACGUAGAACAGGCUGAUACUGAAGUGGAGGAAGAGGAGGAGGAGGAGGAGGAGGAGAAAGACAUCAGGGGAAACCAGGACACCUUCAGCUCUGCCUUCGAGCAAAUUGUGGAGCAGGUUCAAGUUCAUGAGGACGAGGAGGUGGAGGAGGAGGAGGACGAGGAGGCGCAGGGGAGAAGUAAGGUGGACAACAAGGACGGCUUCAGCUCCACGUUUGAGCGGAUCGUGGAGUCGGCCCUGCUGAGGGGCGGGACCUGCUACAGCAGCCUGGACUCCCUGGACGUCCUGUCCCUCACGGACGAGACGGACAGCUGCGUCAGUUUUGACGCACCACUGACGCCGCUCAUCCAACAGAGGGCGCUGUUACAGGGUCCCGAACCGCUGGAGCUGGAGCUGGCCACCGUAGAGGAGCAGGAAGGGGCCGAGGCUGGACUGGACGCCCCGGGCGCUGACCUCACUGCAGGGGAUUGGCCUGUAGGUGGCGCUGCAGCUGUGGCUGGAGCCCAGUGUGGAGGGAGCCCCCUGAGGACCACCAUACCAGGGAGCAGGUCAGAGUUCGUCCUGAGCCAGCCUGGACGCUGGGCCAUCCCUAAUGGAUACCACACAGCGUCACCAGGAGGUGGCGCUAUGAUCAACUCCGUCAGCGAUGCCAGCCUCACAGACGUCCCGUCCGACUCAGAGGAGUGUGAUCUGGGCAGUCCGGAGCGUCUGGAGCGCGGCAGCACCGACACCCUGGCCAACGGCUGCAGAGCCGACAGCGAGGCGGCCAAGAGACUGGCCAAGCGCCUCUAUCACCUGGAGGGCUUCAAACGCUGUGACGUGGCCAGACACCUGGGCAAGAACAAUGACUUCAGCCAGUUGGUGGCGUCAGAGUACCUGAGCUUCUUUGACUUCUCCGGCCUGUCAUUGGACCGAGCCCUAAGAAACUUCCUGAAGGCGUUCCCACUGAUGGGGGAGACCCAGGAGAGAGAGAGAGUCCUGGUCCACUUCUCCAAACGCUACUGUCACUGCAACCCACAGACCCCCACCGUUGAAGGUCAGAGCUGUGGCAUCAUGGAUGGAGCCCACACGUUGACCUGUGCUCUCAUGCUGCUCAACACUGAUCUUCACGGACACAACAUUGGUAAGAAGAUGUCGUGCCAACAGUUCAUCAGUAAUCUGGACGGCCUCAACAACGGCGAAGACUUCCCCAAGGAUCUAUUAAAGAUUUUGUACAACUCCAUCAAGAACGAGAAGCUGGAGUGGGCCGUUGAGGAGGAGGAGCUGAGGAAGAGCUUGUCAGAGCUGGUGGAGGAGCAGUGUGAGAGCGGGGCCAAACGUGUUGCCAGGGUAACAGACAGCAGUAACCCUUUCAUCGCCAUUCCCAUUUUGCUGAACGCCGUCACCUACAAACACGGAGUGCUGACCCGCAAGAGCCACGCAGAUAUGGACGGCAAACGCACACCCAGGGGUCGGCGUGGUUGGAAGAAGUUCUACGCGGUUCUGAAGGGGAUGAUCUUGUAUCUCCAGAAGGAUGAGUACAAACCCGAUGCUGACAUUUCAGAGGUGGACCUGAAAAACGCAGUACGAAUCCACCACGCUUUAGCCACUCGUGCCACCGACUACAGCAAGAGAGCCAACGUCCUGAAGCUGAAAACAUCCGACUGGAGAGUGUUUCUGCUGCAGGCCCCGAGUGAGGAGGAGAUGAUGUCCUGGAUCUUUCGGAUAAACCUGGUGGCGGCGCUGUUCUCAGCUCCAGCCUUUCCUGCCGCCAUCGGCUCCAUGAAAAAAUUCUGUCGCCCCAUCCUGCCUUCUUCAUCCACCAGACUCAAGCAGGAGGAGCAGCUGCGGAGUCACGAGAGUAAGUUGAAGCAGAUGAGUCUGGAGCUGGAGGAGCACAGGAUGAACCCCCCCGCUGUGGACCCCAAAAGCCGAGAGUGGGAGGAGUACAGGCUCAAAGAGCACUACCUGACCUACGAGAAGACACGAUACGAGACCUACAUCAGCCUCCUCCAGGCUAAAAUCCUGGCCGAGACGGACGACCUUGAAAAGAUUGAGGCCAGCGUGAUGGGGGGCCUCAUCAAGGACAGGAGCCUGGCCGGACGUGAGUGCCUUCUCCGGAAGACCCAGUCGUCCCCGUCCAUUAGCCAGGCUCACAGUGGAGCCAACGGGAGGUCACCUGACUGCAGUACGGCGGCUCAGCGGAGCUGA